UUGGUCAGGUGCCAGCAAGGUUACCUUUAGCUUCUUAACCCUUUACAGGUAAAAGGAUUUUUCCUCUGGCCAGGAGGGAUUUUAAAGGUGUUUACCCUUCCCUUUAUAUUUAUGACAAAAGCUAAACCUUGCAUUGCCUUUCAGGCCUUAAUUCAAACCUGUAGACGGUGCCAUUUUACUUCUUUUUCUGCAUGUGCCAUUUAAAAUUAGACAUAAAGCAUCAUAACUGGCUGGCAGCCUUGUGAUAGAUUCCAAGGCCAGAAGGGAUCCUUUGUCACUUUAGGAGUUCAGAGAACCACUGUGAUGUGUGAAUUCAUUUUGUUAAAAAUUGCUUUGACCUGAUACCUCCUUGAGUUUCAGACACUAAAGCCCGGGCUUCUUUAUUCUCAGCCUGCUUCAUGCUCCUGAUGGGCACACACAUUACAGGAGUACAACUUAUGCUUCUGUAAUUCGUGAGACUUAUUCUUUGCCACUAUUGUCUGCUCUGUCAGUGGCCCAAGGGGGUGUAUCCAAAAAAGUUUACAAAUUACAAAAGGAAAACAGAAAGUGCCAUCAUCCUCCAGUUACUAGCAUACUGGGAAAAAUUGGCAGUAGAAAAAUGCAAAGUGAGGCUGUCCCUGGGGAAAAAAACCUCACAGAUUACCCAUCUAUAGCUAUCCUAACUAUUUAUGUGGCUUCCAUUACUGUAGUAUCUAAGUACCUCACAAUCUUUAAUGUAUUUACCCUAACAACACCCCUAAGAGGUAGGGGGUGCUAUUGUCCUCAUUGUAAAGAUGAUGAACUAUACCUAAGAUUUAGGGUAACCAUUCCUUUGUGGGGGGAGGGGGUCAGCUUUUCUAGUGUAUCCUGUGUGAGAUUCAGCGUCUGAUGAAAUAUCUCAGCCCCCUCAAGAGGAGGACUGCAGGAUCUGGGUUCACAAACAAGAGUCCAGCCAGCACAUUCACCAUGAAUUGUAAUGUGCUGGAGAGGGCUCUGAGGUGCCUCUUGUUAAAAUUUCCCCUCCAGAUUGAAGGGAUGCUUAUGGUGAAUUGCCUGGGGAUCAGCUUCUCUCUGGAUACCAAAAAAGCAUCUCUGCUAGAGAGGACUAAUCUGAAGGGUCAUAAAAAGACUUUUGAAGAGCAAUUCUUUAGCCUUUGGAAUUAAACUCUUUGCACCAAAUGUCUGGUGUUUUCAAAGUAUUUCUGGUGGGGAGGGUCAUAUUAGACUUUCCUGAAAAAGUCAUCAUCCUUCAUCCUAAAUAACAUACAUUGGAAACUACCUCAUAAUGCUCAGUGUACCUUUCAGGAACAAAGCAGAACCAUUUUAAUGGGCAAAUAAUUUAUUUGUUAGCCAACUGGUGCAGCAUCCCUUCUUGGCCAUGGGCAUGAAAAAGUAUUAUUGUUUAGAUGGGAAACCAGACUAAUAGAUUUUCCAAUCUCUCACCACCUUUUGUGGGCACAUGAGCCCCUAGGAUACUGGCAUUAUCACACACUCUGGAAGAUGCUUAUUGCGGGACCUCCUGGUUAUAACAUUAUAAAGCACAUCACUGCCAGAACAGGUGGUUCCCACCCAAGGAUGAAUCACAACCACUUUGCCUUACAGGGCCCUGUUUAAUAGAUCAGGCCCAAUGUCUUGGUUAAGUGAAAAUAUACAAGAAAUAAUAUGUUUAGGAAAUAGUCCCCUCACAUUUUAGAACCAUCGACAUCAAGCAACCCUCUCUAGACAAAGAAAAUCUCUCCAGGAGCUCUGAGCCCAGUCUCUUCUUUUAUGAAGCUCAAAACACCUGGUGGGCAAUUAUUAAUUGAAGGAAAUUAGCUUUCAGUUAUCCUUCCCAUACAGUAUCACCUGCUCCAUUUACAAAUCCCUGGAACUCCCAGCUUGUCCAAUUAGCAUCCCCCGCCAUCAAGCAUCCCCCGCCAUCAAGCAUCCCCCUGACCCAUCCCCCGCCAUCAAGGGGAUUAGGAAAGCAGCUUUCCCAUAGGGAUUUAACCCUUCACCUGCCAUGUUAACUGGUAUUAGACAUACACUGUUAGGAAAAGGAUAUUGUUGACCCUCUUCUGAGUGAUAGCAAAUGCCUGAGACCUUGCAGGUCAGCUUCAUAGUGGAGAGAAAUCAGUGUAGUAGAAUCUGGGUAUACUCUAAGUAUAACUUGUUUUAUUUACAUAAACACUAGUCCUGGAACGGAAGUGGUCAUAUAGCAUGCAAGGUAAUCCCCUCUUUCAGGAAUUUCAGCCAAUGCCUAGUUACAAGGGAGCAAUUUUGCCUCAAGAAUUUAUUUCAGACAGCAAAUUCUCUUGGUCCUCCCUCUGCCCAGGACAAAAUCAGCACACCUUCCCCAGGAGAAAUAUUUGCUUGCAUGCUAAGAAAAAGAACUUGGAAGACUACUUGUAACAGUGCAACCUGCCAUAGAAUAUUGUGUAAAAAUAUAAAUAAAUCCAAGCAGUGCUAGGUGAAAGGUCACAUUUCUUCAUGUGGAACAGCUAGCUCUUUAUGAGACUCAGUGUGACCUAAUGGAUAGAGUACUGGAUCAGGAUAUGUGUGUUCUAUUCCUGACUCUGCCACUGGCCUACAGAGCGACCUCAGGCAAGUCUCUUUCCCUCUCUGUGCCUCAAUUUCCCCAUUUGUAAAACAGAAAUAAUGAUACUGACCUCCUGUGGCAGUCUGUACCCCUUUAUUCAUGCCUUUUACAGGUCUAUGAUGAAUUUCAUACAAAGUAUGCCUUGUGCGGUGUCAUUUGAAAACUCAUAAUUUGCUGACCAUUAUUGUUGUGGUAAAAUAUGUGUGUGGCAACAUUGCACAUAAAAUUAUAAGAUUCUAUUGUAUGAUAUGACUAAGACAUGUUCCAAGUCUGGGGAUCAGUCACAAACUGGUUCCCCAGUGACAAAAGGUUAGCUGAUGCCUCAGUCAGGUGUCAACAAAAUCAAAUGGACCAUCACCUGGUUAAGUGUUCAUUCUUUGGUAGGAAAGAGGGUGUGGGUGAAAAAAUCUACAUCUUGACAAGGAAACAGCUUGGGGUUCCCAUCCACACUGACUUUCUCCUCAACCACAACUAGAGAUGAUUCUCAAAGAAGAGAAAGAACUAUAAGAAGGGAGAGCAGACAUCCCAAAUUAUUCCUCCCUUUCUUUGUACCUAUGGCAUCCACAACACCUGAAGAACAAAAGAAUCAGCUUUGGACUGGGGGAGAGAUCCUGACUGAAAGGAGUUCAGCCAGUAAGACUGCCGUAACAUGUGUUUGUUUGGAGUGUUGGUGGAUCCCUGCUGCAUUGUGCCAGAGUGUGGCUCUGUAUGCUCUCUCAUCCAGGAGGGAAUUCUGUUUUCUGGGCAGCUCUAAAGUACAAUCGGAAAACCAAGAGACCACAAGGCCCAGGGUGGGUCUCAAAAAGCAAACUCCACUGAGGAGCCAAAAGCAGCAUGCUUGCUCUCCCAAUUAGCAGGGAAUGCAGUACAAGAGUUUUCAAUCUACAAGCCCAUUGAGACCCUUUUCAUCAAGAUGAUGGUUACAGAUGCAUCCGAUGAAGUGAGCUGUAGCUCACGAAAGCUUAUGCUCAAAUAAAUUGGUUAGUCUCUAAGGUGCCACAAGUACUCCUUUUCUUUUUGCGAAUACAGACUAACAUGGCUGCUACUCUGAAACCUGUCACAUAGCACGCAUCAGAAUGAAACCACAUCCUCUUCAACAGAAAACCAGCUCUGUACGGAGGCAGCCAAUAGAGCGAGUUGGUGGGUGAUUUAUGUUUUGUACUCUGUUCUUUUUACAAUAUUUUAAGCGGGGAAAACUUUUUAAAAGUAACAAUGAAUUCACGGAUAUUUUGCUUUUUUGUUGUGCUUGUUCUUAGUAUUUCAGUUUCAUUAGUUCUUUAUACUAUUAGUUCACCUGAGCAAAAAAACCUUUGGAAGUUGAACCUCUCAGGAAGUUCUAUCUUAGCAGAAGCCUGUAAUGCACUUAUUGAAGAGAAGGCAUUUUUUGUACAAGAAAACACAUUAAAAAUGUCAUUUGGGAGAACCAGUUGCACCAAAUACUUAAUUCACAAUCACUAUAUAACCAGCCCUCUCUCGGCAGAAGAAGCGGCCUUUCCUUUGGCUUAUAUCAUAACCCUUCAUAAGGAAUUUGAUACUUUUGAAAGACUUUUCAGGGCUAUUUAUAUGCCCCAAAACGUUUACUGUAUCCAUGUGGAUAGGAAAGCAACUGCUAAGUUUAAGCAAGAUGUGGAAAAGUUAUUGAACUGUUUUCCCAAUGCUUUUCUUGCCUCUAAAAUGGAGCUAGUGGUAUAUGCUGGAAUAUCCAGACUUCAGGCGGAUUUGAACUGCAUGAAAGACCUGCUGGAAUCAGGAGUUCGGUGGAAGUACCUUCUCAACACAUGUGGACAAGAUUUUCCCUUGAAAACCAACAAGGAAAUAGUUCAGUAUCUGAAAAGAUUUAAAGGGAAAAACAUCACUCCUGGACGUCUGCCUCCUGCCCAUAUUAUCAGAAGGACCAAAUAUAUCCACAGGGAACAAAUAUACAGUUUCGCUUCUUUCAUGCUGUGGACCUUUGUACGAAAAGCACCACCUCCACACAAUCUGAUCAUCUACUUUGGCUCUGCUUAUAUUGCUGUCACAAGGGACUUUACCGAGUUUGUUCUCAGAGACCAGCGUGCCAUUGAUUUACUUGCAUGGUCCAAGGACACCUAUAGUCCAGAUGAACAUUUCUGGGUGACACUCAAUUCGAUACCAGAUGUCCCUGGUUCCAUGCCAAAUGCAUCCUGGGAAGGUAACCUGAGAGCUAUCAAGUGGAGUGAUAAUGAAAGCUCUCAUGGAGGUUGUCAUGGCCAUUACGUCAGAGGCAUUUGUAUAUAUGGAACAGGUGACCUAAAGUGGCUGCUUAAGUCUUCAAGCAUGUUUGCUAACAAGUUUGAACUCAAAACAUACCCGCUCACUGUAGAAUGCUUGGAACUGAGUCUUCGAGAGAGAGCGCUGAACCAGAGUGAGACGCAGGUGAAGCCAAGUUGGUACUUUUAAAUUAACAACUCAGAAUGGAAAUAAAACUCCAACUGCAAUGGCUCUGGAAGAAUAACCUCCCCAGAAAGACUUCUCUUUCGGGACUUCAGUACGGGUAGUUUGUGAUAUCUUGAGUGGAAGGUUUGAGUGCAGAUCAUACAAUACUGGAGAGACCAAAAAGGAGGCUGAGGAAAUGGUUCUGUUGGCUUUGCUGUAUAUGCACUUUUGGCGUGUGUGGCUGGACAGUGUCAGUGCUGACUUGAGCCUGGCAAUAAUAUAUAUUUAAAUAAAUAUCAUGUAUCCCUAAAAUUUCAUGCAGCAACAUAAAAUCCAGAGCAUAUUAAUGAGGAAGAGUUAUCCUUUUUUGAAGGAAGCAACCACCAUCAACAAGAUCUUAAAGAUAAAUCCAGGUGCACAGUUUGACUUCAUGCGUACAGAAACCAGAGUCACUGACAAAAAAUACCCUACAUGCAUUUGGCACAGGGAAUAGCAUUUGGUAUUUUUGACUCCCUAAAUGGGCAGCAAGGGGCAAGUGGGAAGCAGAAGGAAUGUUUCCAGAUCUGCUUGGUCCCUUCCAAAGCAUUCUGGGAGUGGGGGAAGACAACUGGGAGUUAGACAUUUUCAUACUUAUAACUCCGAGCUUUUGAGAAUAACUCAGUCAUUCCAUCUUAUACCGUGAAACACGCUAAUAGUCUCCGAGUUUUAGUUUCCUAGACUGUAUAUACUUAGCACAGAAAAUACUUGUUAGUUGUACUGUAUUAAGAUUCCCACCCCCCACACCAGCCACUAGAUAUGUAAGCAGGACUGACAUUCCAGCCACACACGCAAGGCCUGAUGCAAAGCUCCCUGAAGACAACUGAAAGUCUCAAUAGACCAGCCAGGACAUUGUUUGCUGCGUACCAAGCAGACCAAAAAAAACCCCAAACAAACAAAAAACCCAAUCCCGCACCUAGAACUUUCAAAAGUAUUUUAAAUCUCCCAAACAUGAUGGAUGGUACGUGUAGUUUUCACCCUAAUGUUCCCCACUCUGAGGAACCCCCUAUUUUUCUGGAAAAGUCAAAGGAAAACAAAGCAAAAAACACAAAAUAAGAACUACAGUUGUGGGCACCUCUUCCUUUGUUGUGGAAGAUUGUAUAUAUGCCAGAUUCUGGGCACAUAGUACUAAUAGAAGGAGUUUCAGACUGUGCCAUCACAAAGGCAUUCAGAUAGACUAUUUUCAGGGCAGAAACUUGGACUGAAUUCCUGUUCAACUUUGCUAAUGGAAGGAGUUUCCUGACAGCAAAGCUGGCACAGCAGGCGGCUGUGGAAACUACAGAGAGAGUAGGAAGACAGACAGAUGGGGCAGAAGAAUUAGGUUUUCCAAAAGUGACUAGUAAUUUGGAGGGGGCUUUCACUUUUGGCUGCCCAAUUUGAGACUCUUUAAAAGGUGCCUGACUUUUCAGAAGACAGGGGCUCAGCUCUUUCCAGCAGUGAUAUCUCAAGUUGGGCACCCAGAAAUGGAGACACACAAAGCUCAAAGUCACUUUUGAAAAUGUAGGCCAAGAUUUAAAGAAGGGAAGGGAUCCUGACAACCUGAUAAGAAUAAUGGAAGUACCGCAAUGUGCAAAGAGGGCAGGAGGUAGAAAUGGACUGUCCCAGACUGAGAACCAGAGGCAAAUAAGGGAUAAUAAAAACCAACAAGAGUAGAAGCAGCAAGUUCACCAAUUGAAGAGACCAACAACAGGAUAUUUUGCACUGAAUUCUCUUAAAAGUAGCAGUACCAAGUGGAUCCAGUCUUGAAAGAUCUCACACUUUCCCAUUUGAGUAACGUGAUAGCAGAAUUCUUAACACUUAGAAACUCACAAAGCACAGCUGUCUGUUCAGAGUUAAUACUGUUGGUCUACGUACUGACACAAUCCAACUCCUGUUAAUGUCUCUUCCUUGAAUGAUAGUCAAUGUUAUAUUUUCAUGGAAAUAAAUUAUUUUGGUUUCAU
Molecule: messenger RNA, 6927 nt
Organism: Chelonia mydas (Green sea turtle)
Lineage: Eukaryota; Metazoa; Chordata; Testudines; Cheloniidae
Gene: GCNT2
Product: glucosaminyl (N-acetyl) transferase 2 (I blood group)
Exons: 6
Coding region: 3770-4975 (401 amino acids)
Biological process (GO): transforming growth factor beta receptor signaling pathway
Cellular component (GO): membrane
Molecular function (GO): acetylglucosaminyltransferase activity
Source: RefSeq, a predicted model, not a curated record